AAUCUGCUCAAACUGCACGCUCGCUAGCGCGGCGACCUGGCGUAGCAGCGUCGGCGGCGGCCGGCUCGCCGUCGAGGCCGCAUUGCCGACACUCGUCGCCGAGACUCUUGCCCACCCAGGGGAUCUCGCGCACCGGGCCCUUGAUGUGCACGCGCGCGAUCUCUGCAAUUUGCUCCCGUGCGGACUUGAACGCCUUCAGGUUGUGAAACAUGCAUUUCCGCGGGUCGAGCGCGCGCUCGUCGUGCUCCUUGGCGUGGGCCUCUAUCGUGGGCCACGGCACCGUGCGCGUCCCGUCCGGGCCCUCGGUCGCGGCCGCAUCAAAGGCUCGCUUAGCCUUGUCGUCGAAGAGGACGCCGACCUCGCUUUUUAGCCUUACUUCGGUGAGCGGUUUCCUGUCGGUCGACGCGCCUGAGCCCAUGUGCUAUCGCGGGCUGUUGUUCCUAUAUGGAGGUAUCUAUGUGCUCUGGGCUUGCAGGCUGCCCCCAAGUGCCAGAUCGCUGCGCGUAUGGGCAAUUCCUUUUUUUAAGGUGUAGCUGGUGUGUCGGCGCAGCCCCGAUACAACUUAAGCACAGCAGCUGCUCAGUCUCGGAUAAGCAGGAUCAUCGAUCAGCCAUCAGCUGAUCAGCCAGCGCCGAGGGAGAUGCCGAGGGCCCGGCUAGUGCCCGCGCGGCUCCGGCCGAAGACCGCCACGGCUCAGGACCCCGCCAGGCCCUCGCGACGCCCUCCGCCGCCGGCGGGAAAGGCCAGACCGAGGCG
Molecule: messenger RNA, 756 nt
Organism: Pelagomonas calceolata
Lineage: Eukaryota; Pelagophyceae; Pelagomonadales; Pelagomonadaceae
Source: the annotation of a GenBank genome assembly